AUGUACAAUCAGCUGCAGCAGAAGAUGCAGCAGCAGCAGCAGCGGCACGAGCAUCAGCAGCAGGAGUUACAGCAGCAGCAGCAGCAACAGCAGCAACAGCAGCAGCAGCAGCAGCAGCAGCAGGUUGCUGGAGCAUUACAGCAGCAACAGCAGCAGCAGCAGCAGCAGCAGCAGGUUGCUGGAGCAUUGAUGAGCAGCAGCAGCAGCAGCAGCAGCAGCAGCAAUUUUAGCCUCUUUGCUGCAGCAGCUGCAGCAGCAACAGCAGCAGCAGCAGCAGCAGCAGCAGCAGCAGCAGCAGCAGCAGCAGCAACAGCAACAGCAGCAGCAGCAGCUGAGAUGAAGCAGAAGCAGCAGCAGCUGCAGCACCAACAGCAGCAGCAGCAGCAACAACAAGAGCAGCAGAACCGACAGCAACAGCAGCAACAACAACAGCACCAGCAGCAACAACAACAACAACAACAACAGCACCAGCAGCAGCAACAGCACCAGCAGCAGCAACAGCACCAGCAGCAGCAGCAGCAGCAGCAGCAGCAGCAGCAGCAGCAGCAGCAGCAGCACGCAUACGGUGUUUAG
Molecule: messenger RNA, 573 nt
Organism: Eimeria mitis
Lineage: Eukaryota; Apicomplexa; Conoidasida; Eucoccidiorida; Eimeriidae
Exons: 5
Coding region: 1-573 (190 amino acids)
Source: RefSeq, a predicted model, not a curated record